This is a messenger RNA of Pseudoliparis swirei, 3907 nucleotides long. It is a transcript of the gene abcd3a, whose product is annotated as ATP-binding cassette, sub-family D (ALD), member 3a. Lineage: Eukaryota; Metazoa; Chordata; Actinopteri; Perciformes; Liparidae. The coding region runs from base 36 to 2000 and encodes 654 amino acids. Gene Ontology annotation, molecular function: ABC-type transporter activity; long-chain fatty acid transmembrane transporter activity; ATP hydrolysis activity. Gene Ontology annotation, biological process: fatty acid beta-oxidation; long-chain fatty acid import into peroxisome; very long-chain fatty acid catabolic process. The record is from RefSeq and is a predicted model, not a curated record. Gene Ontology annotation, cellular component: peroxisomal membrane; peroxisome. The transcript is spliced from 23 exons.
AAACCAAACCGUCCCUCGGUCGUCUUGUCGGAAACAUGGCGACGUUCAGUAAAUAUGUGACGGCGAAAAACUCCUCCAUAGCGGGCGGUAUGUUGCUGGUUUUAUACUUACUGAAACGUAGAAGACGGACGAACCACAAAGAAGGUCGUAAAGGAGCCUCAGAUAAAGCACUGAACACUGUAAAAGAUGGCAAAAAAGACCACGCAGUGGUGGACGGUGAGUUCGUCCACCAAAUCCUCCAGAUCGUGCGGAUCAUGGUGCCUCAAUUCUUCUGCAAAGAGACCGGCUACCUCCUCUUGAUCGCCGCCAUGCUGGUGACCAGAACCUACUGCGACGUCUGGAUGAUCCAGAACGGCACCAUGAUCGAAAGUGCGAUUAUCGGUCGCUCGACAAAAGAUUUCAAGGCCACCUUGUUCAGCUUUAUCAAAUUCAUGCCACUUAUCGCCUUGGUGAACAACUUCCUGAAGUUGGGUCUCUUCGAGCUGAAGCUGAGGUUCCGUGAGCGGCUCACGAAGAACCUGUACGACCAGUACCUGCAAGGUUUCACCUACUACAAAAUGGGAAACCUGGACAACCGGAUAGCCAACGCAGACCAGCUGCUCACACAGGACGUGGAGAAGUUCUGCAACAGUGUGGUGGACCUCUACUCCAACCUCAGCAAGCCGCUGCUGGACAUCGCUCUGUACACCUUUAAGCUGACCAGUGCCAUCGGUGCUCAGGGCCCGGGCGCCAUGAUGAGCUACCUUGUGAUCUCGGGACUCAUCCUCACCCGACUGAGGAGGCCCAUCGGCAAGAUGACGGUCAUGGAGCAGCGGUACGAGGGCGAGUACCGCUUCGUCAACUCUCGCCUCAUCACCAACAGUGAGGAGAUCGCAUUCUACAAUGGAAACCUCAGGGAAAAGCAGACCAUCUACGCCACCUUCAAGAAACUGGUGGACCACCUGCAUCACUUCAUCUUCUUUCGCUUCUCUAUGGGAUUUGUGGACAGCGUCAUCGCCAAGUACCUGGCCACCGUGGUGGGCUACAUUGUGGUCAGCCGGCCCUUCCUCACCCCGUCACACCCCCGACACCUGCACAGCACGCAGUCUGACCUGCUGGAGGACUACUACCAGAGCGGGAGGAUGCUCCUCAGGAUGUCUCAGGCGUUGGGCCGGAUCGUACUGGCCGGCCGGGAGAUGACCCGUCUCUCAGGAUUCACGUCUCGCAUCACAGAACUCAUGAAGGUUCUGAAGGAGCUGAACGCCGGAAAAUACGAACGCACCAUGGUGACCCAGCAGAAGAAAGAGAAGAUGGUGCUUGUUCCUGGGAGCGGUCGCGUGAUCAACAGAGACAACAUCAUCAAAUUUGAACACGUGCCCCUAUCAACGCCCAACGGAGACGUGUUGAUCAAAGACCUCACCUUCGAGGUGAGGUCCGGCACCAACGUUCUGGUGUGCGGCCCAAACGGCUGUGGGAAGAGCUCCUUGUUCAGGGUGCUCGGAGAGCUGUGGCCUCUGUUUGGAGGAAGCCUGACGAAGCCUGAGAGGGGGAAGCUCUUCUAUGUUCCACAGCGGCCGUACAUGACGCUCGGCUCGCUGAGGGACCAGGUCAUCUACCCCGACACGCACGAGCAGCAGCAGAGGAAGGGCAUCUCUGACCAGGUGUUGAAGGAGUACCUGGACAACGUGCAGCUGGGUCACAUCCUGGAGCGCGAGGCCACCUGGGACUCGGUCCAGGACUGGAUGGAUGUCCUGAGUGGAGGAGAGAAGCAGAGGAUGGCGAUGGCCCGUCUGUUCUACCACAAGCCCCAGUUUGCCAUCCUGGACGAGUGCACCAGCGCCGUGAGCGUAGAUGUGGAGGACUUCAUCUACAGCCACUGCAGGACGGUGGGCAUCACCUUGUUCACCGUGUCCCACAGGAAGUCUCUGUGGAAGCACCACGAGUUUUAUCUGCACAUGGACGGGAGAGGAAACUACGAGUUCAAGCCCAUCACGGAGGAGACGGUGGAGUUUGGAUCAUAACCGAUGAAACCACCACCGGUCCACUGACGGUUUGCACUGGAGAAGUCAUAGAAAUUAAUGUUUUUAAUCAUGUGUUUUCUUUGUUUUCUGUUAUUUAAAACAUCACUUUUGAGUCCAGUCUAAUCAUGAAUCUAUUCAGAUUGUUAAAAAACAAAAUCAUGUUAUUUAUAUUGCCAACUUUCAGUGAAGGUGGAAAUAUACAACCUUGUUUUAAUCAUCUCUACUAUUAAUGUAGAGAUACGCCAGAUACCGCAGAAUAACAGCUCUUCUCUUGUGGUGACAUCGUACGAGUUAUGAGGAGGACGGGUGGGUAAAAUAUCAUUUUUGGCUCUUUUUAAAGAGGACAAAGGGUCAUAAAAGCUUCGUAGAUUAAGAACAACUAAUAUCCUGACAUCAUAAAACAAAGGGACCAUAACAAUGAGUCAUAAAUCCACACAGGGAAGGUUUAAGACGUCUGGUUGGAAGGUUUUGAGGGAAGAGUUUUGAAAAUAUGGACUCAGAAAGAGAAAGAAAAACCAUUCGGAAACCCCCAGUGUCAUGUACUGGUGAGCUGAGGGCUCCCCCUGGUGGUGAACAUGUGUAUUACCACCAGUGUCAUGUACUCGUGAGCUGAUGGCUCCCCCUGGCGGUGAACAUGUGUAUUACCACCAGUGUCAUGUACUCGUGAGCUGAUGGCUCCCCCUGGCGGUGAACAUGUGUAUUACCACCAGUGUCAUGUACUGGUGAGCUGAGGGCUCCCCCUGGUGGUGAACAUGAGUAUGACCACCAGUGUCAUGUACUCGGGAGCUGAGGGCUCCCCCUGGGGGUGAACAUGUGUAUUACCACCAGUGUCAUGUACUCGUAAGCUGAGGGCUCCCCCUGGUGGUGAACAUGUGUAUUACCACCAGUGUCAUGUACUCGUGAGCUGAGUGCUCCCCCUGGUGGUGAACAUGAGUAUUACCACCAGUGUCAUGUACUCGUGAGCUGAGCGCUGCCCCUGGUGGUGAACAUGUGUAUUACUCGGCUCUUUUAAACAUUCCACCUGCAACAUGUGCGAAAUGAGAUUUGAGCUUUUCUAUAUUUUGUGAUUUCGGCUCUAUUGACCAAACUGUUGUGGAGGUUCUGAUCUUUAUGAAUUCUGAGCAGCAGCAGGCGCUCACAUGAAGCAUGUCGACCCCGUCUCACUUUUGAGUCAAAAGGCUCCACCAAUGGACUUUGAGAGAACGCGUGGCUUCGUGCAGCAGCGCUGAGCGUUAAUCCAACGAGUCAGAGGCGGGUUAUGAUUUUAUUGAAUAAACACGAGGAGCUCUAACGAAGAGGAAACACCUCCGAGUCGUUUCUCUCUCAAUUCUAACGGUUAUUAAAAGUAUUCACUACACAUCAGCGUUUCUCUUCUAAAGGUUCUCUGAGAUUAAAGCUGUAAUAUUUGACUUUCUGUUGACCUGCAGUUUGAAACGAUGACAUCUGAUUGGUUUUUAAAGGUCACAUGCUUGUUGGCCAGCUGGGGUUCAACUGACUUGUUCAUGAUUCCUGAAAUUGUAUUUCAAAGGGCAAUUUGUAAUUAUCAGUCAUUUUUCUUAUCCCGUUUUUUUUUUUAAAGUUAGAAUUAUGUCGAUAACUAAUUUUUACACGAGCUCCAUGAAGCUAAGGACUGGGUCUAACGUGUGAUGAUAACCACUGGAACAUUAAUAUGUCGACUCCGCCGCUCUCUGACGGUGAACAUGUACAGAAGCAGUUUUGGGAAUAGCUAAUAAAGCUGUAAUGACCUCACUCUGCAUUAAAAUAACAUCCUCAAGAUAUCUUCUUUCUUCGUGUGUGUGAAAUAUCCGAUCAUUAGUCAGUCGCUUCAUAACGUCAUUGUUUAUAAAUAAACAUUCUCCACGAGCUGGAAUUCAUGUUCAUUGUUAUUAAAGAAUAACUAAUUUCAA